UCCACUUCACCAACUCCUUCAAACUUAUUAACACUUUCCUUAGUUCAAUAUGGGGAAGCCCUUCUUCACUCUCUCUCUUUCUUCCCUUUGCUUGCUACUCUUGUCGAGUGCAUGCUUUGCUAUUACCUCCAGCAAGUUCAACGAGUGCCAACUCAACAACCUCAACGCGUUGGAACCCGACCACCGCGUUGAGUCCGAAGGUGGUCUUAUUGAAACAUGGAACUCUCAACACCCUGAGCUGCAAUGCGCCGGUGUCACUGUUUCCAAACGCACCCUCAACCGCAACGGCCUCCACUUGCCAUCUUACUCACCUUAUCCCCAAAUGAUCAUUGUCGUUCAAGGGAAGGGAGCAAUUGGAUUUGCAUUUCCGGGAUGUCCUGAGACGUUUGAGAAGCCACAACAACAAUCAAGCAGAAGAGGCUCAAGGUCGCAGCAGCAACUACAAGACAGUCACCAGAAGAUUCGUCACUUCAAUGAAGGAGACGUACUAGUGAUUCCUCCUGGUGUUCCUUACUGGACCUAUAACACUGGCGAUGAACCAGUUGUUGCCAUCAGUCUUCUUGACACCUCCAACUUCAACAAUCAGCUUGAUCAAAACCCCAGAGUAUUUUACCUUGCUGGGAACCCAGAUAUAGAGCACCCAGAGACCAUGCAACAACAGCAGCAGCAGAAGAGUCAUGGUGGACGCAAGCAGGGGCAACACCAGCAGCAGGAGGAAGAAGGUGGCAGUGUGCUCAGUGGCUUCAGCAAACAUUUCUUAGCACAAUCCUUCAACACCAACGAGGACACAGCUGAGAAACUUCGGUCUCCAGAUGACGAAAGGAAGCAGAUCGUGACAGUGGAGGGAGGCCUCAGCGUUAUCAGCCCCAAGUGGCAAGAACAAGAAGACGAAGACGAAGAUGAAGACGAAGAAUAUGAACAAACUCCCUCUUAUCCUCCACGACGACCAAGCCAUGGAAAGCAUGAAGAUGACGAGGACGAGGACGAAGAAGAAGAUCAACCUCGUCCUGAUCACCCUCCACAGCGACCAAGCAGGCCCGAACAACAAGAACCACGUGGAAGAGGAUGUCAGACUAGAAAUGGGGUUGAGGAAAAUAUUUGCACCAUGAAGCUUCACGAGAACAUUGCUCGCCCUUCACGUGCUGACUUCUACAACCCAAAAGCUGGUCGCAUUAGCACCCUCAACAGUCUCACCCUCCCAGCCCUCCGCCAAUUCGGACUCAGUGCCCAAUAUGUUGUCCUCUACAGGAAUGGAAUUUACUCUCCACAUUGGAACUUGAACGCGAACAGUGUGAUCUAUGUGACUCGAGGGAAAGGAAGAGUUAGAGUGGUGAACUGCCAAGGGAAUGCAGUGUUCGACGGUGAGCUAAGGAGGGGACAAUUGCUAGUGGUGCCGCAGAACUUUGUGGUGGCUGAGCAAGGGGGAGAACAAGGAUUGGAAUACGUAGUGUUCAAGACACACCACAACGCCGUGAGCAGCUACAUUAAGGAUGUGUUUAGGGCAAUCCCUUCGGAGGUUCUUUCCAAUUCUUACAACCUUGGCCAGAGUCAAGUGCGUCAGCUCAAGUAUCAAGGAAACUCCGGCCCUUUGGUCAACCCAUAAAUAACAACAAGCAUAUAUGAAGGUGUGGUGAGGCCAUCUUAUAUGAAAUAAUAUCAAAAUAUAUUUUGUGUAAUAAUAAAACUAUGGCCUAUGUAUUUACCACCCUCCGAGCCAGCCUAUGUUAAUAUCUGAGUGGCGUUGUACCUUUGAAUCGCCUUAAUAAAAUGUCAGUCUUCAAGUUUUGUCUUUA
This is a messenger RNA of Glycine soja, 1793 nucleotides long. RefSeq names its product glycinin. The coding region runs from base 50 to 1603 and encodes 517 amino acids. The transcript has 4 exons. The record is from RefSeq and is a predicted model, not a curated record. Gene Ontology annotation, molecular function: nutrient reservoir activity. NCBI's taxonomy places the organism in Eukaryota, Viridiplantae, Streptophyta, Magnoliopsida, Fabales, Fabaceae.